Molecule: messenger RNA, 888 nt
Organism: Blepharisma stoltei
Lineage: Eukaryota; Ciliophora; Heterotrichea; Heterotrichida; Blepharismidae
Source: the annotation of a GenBank genome assembly
AUGGAGUCAAAAACUAGUGCUUUAGUAGAUUUUGCGUCAGGUGUUUGUGCAGGAGUCGCCAACGUCAUUGUCUGUGCUCCUUUAGAUACUGCCCGUACUCGACUUCAAACCCAGAACAUUUAUGAAAAGAAAUACAAUGGAAUUAUAUCGGCCUUAAGUAAAACUUACAGAGAAGAAGGCCUGAAAAGUUUAUAUCAAGGAUUAAAUGCAUCGAUUAUUGCCUAUCCUUCUUCGUGAAGUAUUUAUUUCAUGCUUUAUAACAGAAUCCGAAGCUAUUUUGGCGAUCUUUUUCAUAACGAUACCCUAGGAAAUGUUGCAGGAGCAUCUAUAGCUGGAUUAACAGGAAGCAUCAUUACUAAUCCUUUAUGAUUGAUAAGAGCUCGCAUGCAAGUGCAGAGUGGCCAUAGCAAAUAUACAAGUGUUGCAGAUUCUCUUAGACUUAUUAUAAAGGAAGAAGGCUUCUUUGCAUUGUUUAAUGGGUGUAAAGCAUCAAUGCUUGGGACCAUCCAUGUGGUGGUUCAGUUUCCUCUAUAUGAACUCACAAAGAAGCUAAUUAAAAGAGAGUAUGAACCCCCUCAUAUCUUAGAAAUGAUUUUAUGCACAAUUUUCCCGAAGUUUGUGGCAAGUUUAUGCUCUUAUCCUCAUGAAGUUUUGAGAGCAAGGCUUUUCAUGAGCCAAAAAGAUACUGAUCAAAUGUUCACAGGCUUAUGAAGUCUUAUGAAAUACACAUGACAGAAUGAAGGAAUCAAAGGAUUUUAUUCAGGAUUUUCAGUCAACUUGCUGAGAGUCAUGCCAUCCACUUUUGUUACUCUAUACACUUAUGAGCAUGUUUCUUAUUUUUUGAGUACACAUAAAAUUGCAGAUUACAUAGGUUUAAAAAGACUUUAA